UAGAACGAACUCUCUCAUACACUUGAAUCUUCUUUAUAAAUUUUGCUUCUUUGGAUAAUUAACCAUGUCACAGCAAGCAUUCAAUGCUGGCCAAACCAAGGGCCAAGCUCACGAGAAGGCCGAGCAGUGGACUGAGUCUGCCAAGCAGACUGCACAAUCAGCACGUGAUAAGACUGCAGAGGUGGCACAAUCAGCACAUGACAAGGCAAUUGAUGUUACACAUUCGGCACAAAACAAGUCUGCUGAUAAAUCUCAUUCCACCAGAGAAUCCGCCCAACAUGGCCAAGAACAAACCACUGGUUUUCUCGGCCAGACAGGAGAAUCUGUGAAGAACAUGGCUCAAGGUGCUUUAGAUGGUGUUAAGAACAGUCUUGGCAUGAAUGAGAAGAAAUGAAUAUUUUACGUUUCAACUAUUAUAUUUAUUUACAUAUUUAAAUGUUAUUUCUGAUGUUUAGCAAUUUCUAUUUUCUCUAAAUUAUGUUUGUAAUAAUUAUUCUGUUUUUGAAAGAUUUUGUGAUCAUAAAAACUGAGAUGUAACAUACACACUAUAAUUUUACUUUUAAAGGAAUGAAACAAAUUAACAACACUCUUACCAUUAAAUUACAACGCUUUUGAUAAGCUUAACCCAAUGGAGAUCGAAGAGAAAUAAAGGAAGGAAUAAGGAAGAAGGACAGAAGAGAAGUUAGAAAGAAAGCUUAGGAUGAACAUCUUUUGAUUUUUUUUAAUUAAAUGUUAAGUUAAACU
Messenger RNA from Brassica rapa (field mustard), 744 nucleotides. Its product is annotated as late embryogenesis abundant protein 1. Lineage: Eukaryota; Viridiplantae; Streptophyta; Magnoliopsida; Brassicales; Brassicaceae. The record is from RefSeq and is a predicted model, not a curated record.